GGCGAUAGCCAGUGUUGCAGCAACGCUAAACAUCGAGAAGGCGCGUCAUUGAAGGGCAGCGUCAUCACCCCGAAAGCUGCGUUCGUAUCUUCGUUUAUCAGCUAUCCUGAAGCAUACGACUGUGCGAUCACGCCUCGAUCGUCUGCCGCAAUGAAUCUCCGAGUCGUCGCGGAUGCGUUAGUGAGUGUCACGGAGUGAGGCCUGUCAUGUGUGUGCCUUCUGGCAUCGAUCGUGAAAGGGUUGAUUCUUCGAAAGGCAGCUAUACAGUAUGUUCGACCCGUAGGAAUGCCGUCUAACGCUAUUCAGCCAUCCUUGCGAUUUCGCAUCUGCCGUAAAGCCAGACCGCGAAAGCGUCGAACCUUGUUGUUGACGUCGCUGCUUUGCUGCGCCGUCAUCAUAGAAUGUGGCGUAUCAGCUAUCGCAUGGGCGGCACUUGCUCUCGAACUCGACGCUAUAUUGAAAACAGUCACAGGGACUGUGAAGUGCCUCGUGCUCCGCCACUACAUUCCUCGGUAUGGCCUGGCUAAUGGACGCCAAAUGUCUAUGCACGCAAUGGACGCACGUCACAGGGCUUCCAUACUCCUCGUGGGAUGGGAGCCUUCCCGUACACGCUGUCAAAGCUUGCUCACAGCAACAUGGCUCCGGGCACUCAGAUUAUGUAUCGUGCCGCUAUGUCUGACAACCGUGUCACCGACUGCACUCCCUUUGCUGGGGAUCUUGUACUUGCUUGUCUCAGACACCAGCGCCGUCUCCCACGUGGCCGAACGCGCCGUUCUCUCGUCGGAACGCCCUUGGUAUGCCUUCGAAGCACCCGGAGAACAUCUUUGCAUUAUGGGCAACAGAUACGGUAAAUGGCAGUGGCGUACACGAGGCAUAUCUCAAGCUGUUUCACAGUGUUUAUCGCUGGUCGACGACAGAUUCCAGGGAUCUGCUUUAUGCCCUCCAUGAUCAAGCGAGUCAAUUUUUGUGCUGAAAUAUAGACAUCAUUGUGUUCCAUCUCGCCGUGCUCCUCCGCGACGAGGAACCUGAC
Molecule: messenger RNA, 1030 nt
Organism: Fomitopsis serialis
Lineage: Eukaryota; Fungi; Basidiomycota; Agaricomycetes; Polyporales; Fomitopsidaceae
Exons: 3
Coding region: 286-948 (220 amino acids)
Source: RefSeq, a predicted model, not a curated record